AUGAACCCGGGGAGCCGCUCCCAUCCGUCCCCGGAGCACGAUAGCGCAAAGCCGGGGGUCACUCGCCCCCAUCCAUCCUCAGACGCCAGCAGCUCGAAGGCCACCGCUCGCUCCGAUCCUUCCCAGGAGGCCAGCAGCAGCAGCGGUGGCUCCAGCCCAUCGGACCGGUUCGGGGUACUGAGCACCGAGCAGCUUCGGCAGCUCCUGCAGGACGAAGGGAAAUUGCAGCGCAUCGUCCGCCUGAGCGAGCAGGUGCAGUCACUUCAAGAGGAGAGGAAGGCUUCUCUGGCUUCUAAUUUUCAGCUUGCUCAGAAAAACCUGUCUCUUCGCCCACGUCUCGAGACUGGAAAAGCCAACCUGGCGAUCAAGUACCAGCUGUUGCGCGAGACAUGUGCGUCCUGCCGUGGGAAGCUACGGAAAAUUCAGUGCCUCUUGCAGGAAUGUAACCCACACGUUGCACUCAGCCACCUGCAGGAGGAGCUGCAGAGCACCGAGGCAGAAUGUGAGGCCCUUUCUCAGCUGUUCCUGGAGGGUUCCCUCCCUCUUCUUGUUUUCCUGGAUUCUUAUCACUUGCUCCGGGCUCAGUGUCACAUACGCAGGAUCCAAAACGAGAAGCUGCUAGAGCUUUUGGGAGAGACUCUUGACCAGGACACAUCCCCCCAUACCCAAGAACUGCCUCCAGACCGGGAAUUACCCCCUCAAUCCACCAAAUCACCCUCUGACCAGAACCUGCCCUCCAAGCUUCAAGAACUCAACCCACCGUCCAGAAAACUGCCCCCCAAGCAGGCCUUGCCCCCUCCUCAAGCCACCAAAUUGCCCCCCAACCGGGAUCCUCAAGUGAAGCCUCGUGAUGUAGCCCCUGGGGGGCAACAGCCUUCUCGACCCCGAGAACUGCCCAUCCAGACCAGCAAACUGCCCCCUGAAAGAAAACUGCCUUCCAACCCCAAGGAAAAGCCCCACAACCCCAGAGAUCAGGCUUGUUCUCAGUCAAUUCCUUCUCCAGCUGCCCCUUCACAGAUGCCCCCUGCUGUGUUCCGUUUGCCUCCACUGCCAUGCGGGAUGGCGCCCGCAUUGCUGAUCCCAGCGGAGGUGCUAUCAACGUUUCAGGGUCAGUCUGCCCAGUCCCCUGGCUGUCUCCCUCAAAUGGGUCGCCCUAAUGCUCAGCAGCAGCAACAGCCCCCAAGGGCGCCUCUGCGCUUCAUCGCUCGUAUCUACUUCCUGAGCACUCGGCACCUGAGGGUGUUGUCCAGAGCCCAGCGGCAGCAGCAGCAGCAGCACCCUCCGAAGCGAUAAGUGAGGGUCUACUGAAGGAUAAGGGAGUGGAGCAGUUUAUGGGACGGGGGACAGGGUAGUUGUCUGUGUGUGGGUGAGUGUGUGAUUGUGUCUGCAGACGUAGUAUGUCUGUUUUUUUGUCAAGGAAGGAUAUUUUAGUUACUUUCUGUAUAAGGAAGCGUUGGCGUGGGUGUGCUCGGUGUGGCAGAGCGUGUAGUCCUUUGGAUGCAGUGUGUGUACCAUUGCAUCCACGAAGCGUGCUGAGUGCUUCUCUUUCAGUGUGUUUAUUUGAUUGUAGACGCAGUAUGUGUGCAUCAUGGGACUGUGCAGAUUCACUGUGUAUGUCACGAGUAAACAACCUCUUGCCCUCUAACAGUUGUGGGGCGGUAAUUUCAUUCACCCUCACCCACGUACAUGGGGUUAAGGAUGAUGAGUGUUACAGCCCAAUAACAGUCUGUUAAACGCCUCCUUUUGUGUAUGCAGUCGUGUUUCUUUAAGUGUAGAUGCAACCACUCCUCUGCUUAUUACGUUCCUUUAUUUUAUGCUAAUACUUGAAGAAAGCAGAAAGAUGCGUCUGGGAUAUUUUGACGAAAUAUAUGUGAAUAUUGCAAAACUGCACCUUAUCCAUCAACAAAGUGUAUAUCAUAUAUAAUCAUUUUGAGUGGUGUACUUUGGUUGGGAGCCGGCCUAGGCUUGAGAACAACAUUAGUUCUGCUAUGUGUCUCCCCCACAACUUGCCUCUGUGGCUACCACCGUAUCUGCUGAGCGCUGGGAUACAACAUCGUGCCACCGUAAGCUCAAGCCUUGUCGGCCUCGGCCACAAUACACCACUGAUCAUUUUGUGUAUCUCUUGUGAAGCUAUGUCUCA
Spea bombifrons (plains spadefoot toad) is the source of this 2140-nucleotide messenger RNA. It is a transcript of the gene VPS37D, whose product is annotated as VPS37D subunit of ESCRT-I. The coding region runs from base 1 to 1293 and encodes 430 amino acids. Lineage: Eukaryota; Metazoa; Chordata; Amphibia; Anura; Pelobatidae. The transcript is spliced from 4 exons. The record is from RefSeq and is a predicted model, not a curated record. Gene Ontology annotation, cellular component: ESCRT I complex. Gene Ontology annotation, biological process: protein targeting to membrane; protein targeting to vacuole; ubiquitin-dependent protein catabolic process via the multivesicular body sorting pathway.